AAAUCGUGUGAAAAGAGAUUUCGCUUCGAAUGUAAACCCCCACUGUUUUGGCUUCCCGUACUGAUCAAAAAGAAGUUGCAAAAUCGAUGCUCGUCGGGAUAAUCAAGAAGUAUCCCAGUUCACCUGUGAUUUCUGGUAAUUUCCACCAAAGCUCAAGGCGUGACGACAUCAAGGGUUCGAAAGGAGCCGAACUGCACGGAACGAAAUGAACUAUAUGCCUAUUUAUGAUUUCUGCAAUCUAUAGUUUUGCGCUAUUUUGAGGUUCUAUAUUGCAAUCUUAUCCAGAACAGUAAUUAAUGUUAGUGAUAUUUGUGAUUAAAUAGACGCUGCCUGACGCUCGCUGCUCGAAACGAGACCCCAGGAGCGAUACGCGUCAAAUGCAUCGCAUCUCUUUUCUUUAGCUGGGAAAAUGACUCUUUGUUAUCGUCCUCUUGCAUUAUUGACAAACUAUUUUCCUGUUUGAGCUGCACUGACACAAUCGGUAUUGCAUAAAGCGCAAUAGAAAUAAAUGUGACUUGACUUCUGCGAAGCACCUUUUAUUUUCGCCGAAUGAAAACUGAGAAGAGCGCUUUAAUUGGACAAAGGGAUACCCGAGGACUCAGCUAUAGGAAACUAUGGUGGUGUUCAGCGUCCCACUUGUCACGAGCUAAAUUAGUCUGGCGUCACUUUGGGAUCGUUUCUGAGGGAUUACGCGGGAUAAACAGUCCCCCCCACUCGCGUUUGGAGAGGCGCGUCGCGUUCGUGAGCGUCGGCUGAUGAAGUUCUCCGGCUGACGGAGCGCGCAAGGAUGCCGGUACGACGGGGGCACGUCGCGCCGCAAAACACUUUCCUCGACACGAUCAUCAGGAAAUUCGAAAGUCAAAGUAGAAAGUUCAUCAUAGCCAAUGCGCGUGUGGAGAACUGCGCCAUCAUCUUCUGUAACGAUGGCUUCUGUCACAUGUGCGGCUACACGAGGGCUGAAAUCAUGCAAAAGCCCUGCACCUGCAACUUCCUGUACGGCCCACACACCAAGAGGCUGGCCAUCGCGCAGAUGGCACAAGCGCUGCUGGGGUCAGAAGAGAGGAAGGUGGAGAUAGCGCUCUACAGGAAGGACGGUGUGUGUUUCCUGUGUUUGGUGGACGUGGUCCCUGUCAAGAAUGAAGAUGGCGUGGUGAUCAUGUUUAUUCUGAAUUUCGAGGUCAUGCCGGAUGAUAAACUGAUCACGAACCCGCAGGAUGUCAAUCAUAAGCUGCCUCUGCUGUGGCGCCAUUCAAGUAACGAAAAUCCUUGCAACCUCUUACGUCUGCCGCUCCUGAACUCCAGGAAUAACAGUAAAUCUUCUCUGGAGGCCGGACGAGGAACGUGUUUCCCCAGCAGCUCCCGUCCACAAAGCCACGAAUCCCUGGCUCUGGGCGAGCUGCUGUCUCUGCCCGAACACGAGCCGCCCCGUCUGACCACCACAGCCUCUCCGUCCACGCUGCUGCCCGAAGACCAGUGCAACCUCCUGAGCAGUGACCCCUCGUCCCCUCCUCCGGCCCCGCCGCACCCUGCACCCCUCGCGCUGCCCCUGGGGCACUCCUCUCCCCGGACCGCAGCGGUCUCAACUCCGGACGCCUCCGUGUCCAACUGCAGCCUGACCAACAGCCGCUCGCGCGAGAGCUUUCACAGCAUGCGCCGCGCGUCUUCAGUGGACGAUAUCGAGGCCAUGCGGCCCGAAUGGGACCGGAAACACCGGACUCGACCCACCAGCAGCAGCACGGGUGCCAUGAACAACAAGUCCAGCAUCCUGAACUCUACCUCUGAUUCGGAUCUGAUGCGUUACCGCGCCAUCAGUAAAAUCCCACAGAUCACGCUCAACUUUGUGGACUUUAAACCGGAUCCUCUCAUCGCCCUCCCGGCCGGAGAAAUGGACAUCAUCGCACCCUGCAAACUCAUCGACCGCACACACAACGUCACCGAGAAAGUCACUCAGGUGCUGUCGCUGGGCGCUGACGUUCUGCCGGAGUACAAGCUCCAGACGCCGCGCAUCCACAAGUGGACAGUGCUGCACUACAGUCCGUUCAAGGCGGUGUGGGACUGGCUGAUCCUGCUGCUGGUGAUCUACACGGCCAUCCUCACGCCGUACUCCGCCGCCUUCCUGCUCAACGGGGACCAGGACAUCUCCGGGCAGAACUGCACCUACUCCUGCAGCCCGCUCAACGUGGUGGACUUCAUCGUGGACAUCAUGUUCAUCAUCGACAUCAUCAUCAACUUCCGCACCACCUACGUCAACGCCAACGACGAGGUGGUCAGCCACCCGCUGCGCAUCGCCGUGCAUUACUUCAAAGGCUGGUUCCUCAUCGACAUGGUGGCCGCCAUUCCCUUCGACCUGCUCAUAGACCGCGCCGGGGAGGAGAUGAGUACAGAGCCAACUCAGCAGACCACCCUCAUCGGGCUGCUCAAGACAGCGCGUCUGUUACGUCUCGUCCGCGUGGCACGUAAACUGGACCGUUACUCUGAGUACGGCGCGGCUGUGCUCUUCCUGCUCAUGUGCACGUUCGCUCUGAUCGCUCACUGGCUGGCCUGCAUCUGGUUCGCCAUCGGGAACGUGGAGCAGAACCGCUCCAUCGGCUGGCUGCACGCGCUCGGCGUGGAUCUGGGGAAACCACACAACAGCAGCAUCAGGGGAUCGGGACCCAGCAUCAAGGACAAAUACGUGACCGCUUUAUACUUCACCUUCAGCAGCCUGACCAGCGUGGGCUUCGGGAACGUGUCGCCCAACACCAACUCAGAGAAGAUCUUCUCCAUCUGCGUCAUGCUGAUCGGAUCGCUCAUGUACGCCAGUAUCUUCGGGAACGUGUCAGCCAUCAUCCAGCGGCUGUACUCCGGAACGGCUCGUUAUCACACUCAGAUGCUGCGGGUGAGAGAGUUCAUCCGCUUCCAUCAGAUUCCCAACCCGCUGCGCCAGAGACUGGAGGAAUAUUUCCAGCACGCCUGGUCCUACACCAACGGCAUCGACAUGAACGCCGUGCUGAAGGGUUUCCCGGAGUGUCUGCAGGCAGAUAUCUGUCUGCAUCUGAACCGAACUCUCCUGCAGAACUGUAAAGCGUUCAAGGGCUCCAGUAAAGGGUGUCUGCGGGCGCUGGCCAUGAAGUUCAAGACCACGCACGCCCCGCCAGGAGACACGCUGGUGCACGCCGGAGACGUCCUGACCGCCAUCUACUUCAUCUCCCGCGGCUCCAUCGAGAUCUUACGAGGAGAUGUAGUGGUGGCUAUCUUAGGGAAGAAUGAUAUAUUCGGUGAGCCCCUCAACCUGUACGCACGGCCCGGCAAAUCCAACGCAGACGUGAGGGCGCUGACGUACUGCGACCUGCACAAGAUCCACAGAGACGACGUGCUGGAGGUGCUGGACAUGUACCCGGAGUUCUCCGACCACUUCUGGAGCAACCUGGAGAUCACCUUUAACCUCAGAGACACGAACAUGAUCCCCGGAUCCCCCAGCAGCGAUGAUUCAGACUGCGCCGGCUUCAACAAACUGCGCCGGAGAAAGCUUUCAUUCCGACGACGGACGGAAAAAGACGAUGACGAUGCUGGAGAGAUCAAGAAGAAUCAGAAGCCCAUCCGGAGAGGCAGAAAACAAGCAGCCAGUAACAAAAACGAGCUCAAGCAGGGGUGGGAGGAGCCUCGGAAUUCUGUCUCCUCCCACUCCAGUGGCGAUGAGGGGGAGGAGCCUGUGCACACAAGCCCCACCCCUCCCAUGGAUGUGACCGAAGGAGAGGGCGAUCCCAAAACAGGAAACACAUGCAACGCCCUAUCAGGUGCAUUCUCAGGUGUGUCUAAUAUCUUCAGUUUUUGGGGUGACAGUCGGGGGAGGCAGUAUCAGGAGGUGCCCCGCUGCAGUCUCCCGUCGCCCUCGCAGCAUCGCAGCACCCCCCUGCGCAGCAUCAGCCGCCAGCAGCGCAGCCAGAUGGAGAGCAGACUGGAGCUGCUGCAGAAACAGCUCAACAGACUGGAGAGUCGCAUGUCGACGGAUAUCGGCGCAAUCAUGCAGCUGCUGCAGAGGCAGAUGAUGCUGGUUCCUCCGUCCUACAGCAGUGUUUCCUCCCCGCCGCAGGCGUCCAUGUUCCCUGAGAUCUUUGUGCAGCCCGUCGCGCCACUGGAGUCCAGAACACCUGCUUCUCUCUCACAGUCCUGCGAGUUUCUCAGCAGCUCCACGGAGCUCCAUCCCGCGGUCAGCGUCGCUCCUCGUCCUCGCGCGGGAUUCUCCAGCCUCGGAGCCCGACCGGAGCUUGUGCCCGACCUGGACGUUCACCGGCGCUUCUCCCUGCAGGAGCCGCACACGUCACUGAGCUCACAGACGCCACAAAAACACGGCUCAGACCCCGGGAGCUAGAGAGACCACCGCGGGACCAGAGGAGAUCAGACCGGACGCACCAGCCCUCUCCGGCUUCUGGCUCUGCACUGCGGAGGGUUCAGAGAUCCGCUGGAGGCGGUUUCUCUCGUCUUUACUGCUGUCGUCCAGGAUUGGAUAUCCAGAAACGAAUAAUGAUGAUUAUUACUGAUUUAUAAAGUAGCCAUUAUGUCUUGCACUGAAUUUUCCAGACUCUCUCGAUCUUUAUCUUCACGUCUGCCGCGCUUCCAAACUGACUGAACUCGUUAGUGUUAGCUGGCCUAACAGAGGAAAAUCAUUAUAAUAAUAAUAAUGUGUUUGUCUGUCUGUCCUAUCAUUGCCUUUAUUUCCUGUGUGUCGAUGAAGAAGGCGGAGCCUCAGGCCCCGCCCAAGCACACUGGAUUGGCUGGACGGGGUGUGUAAAGCAAUGCUGUUACUGAUGAAGCAUAUCAUGUGUUCUGACGCUGAAUGAACAAUAUGCAACGAGUCGAGCGCUCAUCACGUCCCACUUGGCUUCGGUUUGUUUGUUUUCCAGCUUUUUGUUGUUGUUGUUGUUGUUUUUUUUAUAGUUAGAGCACAUUAGCUUUAGCAAUACCGAGUCCUUUAAACCACAAACGAAACCAAAUAUUGAAGAUUGGGUUGAACUGAAUGUUUUUCGUUGGUUUUUCCUCACCGUCUGCGUUGUUUACGGCCACAGUCACAUGAUUAUUAAUUAUUAUUUGGUACAUUUAUGAGCCUUUGAACUUGAGAAUGAAUUGAUUUUGGUUUUCCAUUGACGUGUGCACCAAUAAUAAUAAUAAUAAAAAAACACUUUAAAUAAGCUCUUAAGCAUGCGAUAAUAAACACUUCCAAUAUCUAGCUGUUUAUUUUACAUCAGACUUUGCCAUCAUUAUAUUUAAAUGACUAUAAUAUUUAAUAUAAGCGUUCUUGAGGAAGGAAGACGUGUGAGUUAUGACCGCGAUUGUAUUAUUCUGCCUCUAGGCUUGAAUUUAGAGGUUUUGAAUUGUGAGCUAUGUUUUGUUGAUACCAAAUAUUACAUCUAAUUUGAAUUAAAGUGGUAAACUGAACGAGGACGGAGGAGUUUGUAUGCAGGAGUUUGCACAUGUAUAUCUCACAUGUUCAUAUUUGUUAUUCAUUUCAAUAUUAUUAUUAUUACUAGUGUCUUCAUGAAUUCGGUGUAUAGGAGUCUUUUCACCAUCAUAUUCAGUUGAAUCUCACAAUAACACACACAUGUCCAAUUUUACCCAGGAUUUAACAAAAUCUGUUUUUAGGAUUUGUAUAGUUCUUAUUAUUCUUAAUGAUGAUUAUCUUUAGAUUAUAAUUCAUUAUUUAUUAUUAUGAUUUUUAUUUAAAAGCAUUGCAAAUUAAAGCCAACAAAUACUGAUUUAAUGUAUAAAUAUUAAGAAAUAUAUUUUAUUUUUUUCAUUUAUUUUUAUUUUUAUUUUUUAUUAUAAUUUUUU
Molecule: messenger RNA, 5808 nt
Organism: Cyprinus carpio (common carp)
Lineage: Eukaryota; Metazoa; Chordata; Actinopteri; Cypriniformes; Cyprinidae
Product: potassium voltage-gated channel subfamily H member 2-like
Exons: 15
Coding region: 788-4351 (1187 amino acids)
Biological process (GO): potassium ion transmembrane transport; regulation of ventricular cardiac muscle cell membrane repolarization; regulation of heart rate by cardiac conduction
Cellular component (GO): membrane
Molecular function (GO): inward rectifier potassium channel activity
Source: RefSeq, a predicted model, not a curated record